This is a messenger RNA of Darwinula stevensoni, 7016 nucleotides long. The record is from the annotation of a GenBank genome assembly. NCBI's taxonomy places the organism in Eukaryota, Metazoa, Arthropoda, Ostracoda, Podocopida, Darwinulidae.
AUGCAGAGGUCACAUCAUCCAGUGUUGGUGAAUCCAGUGUUGGUGAUGGUUCAGGCUGGCAUGUCUGCCAUGGGCAAGACUUCCCUGGUUGAUGAAAGAGUGCGUGCAAACAUGUUCAAGUUGAGGCAGACAUGGAAUGAUGUUUUCCCCCCCAAAAAGCUCUAUGCUAUUGAUGUGAGAGUUCAUUCCAUUGAUCCUGCUUGGCCCAUCACUGCCCCUCCUCCAACUGCAAAUAUCCAUGUCAAUCCUCAGUUUUUACGCAAGAGUCAAGCCAAUGCUCAGUCUUCAAAAUCUGUUGGAAGUGGGAUUUCCUCUCUUGGAUCAUUUGAUGGGUUGGCAUCUGCUAUACCAACAGUCAGUGACCAGCGACAGCAAUUGCUUCAGAAAGAAAAGGAACUUUUGGAAUUGCAACAGAAGAAACUUCAGCUGGAACUCCUUCAGACACAAGCCAAAUUGGAAGCACAGGUUAAGAAUGUUUCUCGUCCAAGCCCUAUGGUGAUUCAUCAGAUGGAUGCUGAGUAUCAAAGCCUUCAGAGAGAAAUAGCAAAAUCAGAGUCAGCCGUGAAGCAGCUGAAACAAGACAUCUCCAACAAUCAGCAAGUUGGCAAAGCUUCAGGAAAGACACCAAACAUACAUGUGGAUCCAAGGGCUCUUCGUGAUCCUCGUCUUGUUGGGAAGAUCAGCAAAGAACUAUCACAGUCUUCCAUACAAAGUACAGAUUCCUCAUCAAUGACAGCUUCAUCCACUACUGGAGCUCAAAGUGUGACCGCAUCUGCACGUGAUCCACGUCUUAAGAAAACUGACUCCAUACAAGAAACUGAGAAAAAAUAUCCUGCUGAGAGGAAGAAGGAAGAGACCAAGAAACUUCUUCCCCACAAUUCAGACAAAGAAACAAAACAAAAGUCUGAUAGCUCCAAGUCAAAGGAGGAGGAUCUGAAAUCAAAAGAGAGUGAUACUGGUAUCAGUAAACAAAGAUUGCCAGUUGCCUCACAGGUGAAAGUUGGAGAGGGUGCAAAACUGAAAGAUAGUUCUGGGUUUAGGUCCAAGGAUGAAAAGUUCAAGUUGGAGGAUUAUAAGAGGAAAGUAGGGGAGAAAUCCUCUUUCCCCAUAUCUACAUCCAGCCCAAGAAAGUGCAAGAAUCAUGAAGAAAAAGCAGAGGGGAAAAGGAGACAAUCAAUCAGUCCUAUUUUGAAGAAGGUUCAGGAGACAAGAGAUAGGAAAUCAGCUGAACCCAAAGCCAAAGACAUUGAGAAGGAUCUAAAUCUCAAGGAUAAAUACAAAGACAAGAAAAAAAAGAAAGAGAGGAUAAAAGAAAAGAUGGAGCCAGAGACAGAAAAUAUAGCCCCUCAUCCUCCUUCACCUACUGUAGGAGAAACAGAAAUCACACUGACUGCAAAAAAAGAUGAGGUGAAGGAGAAAAACUUGGGAGAGAAUGGAACUUGUGGAGAUGAUGAGAAAGAUGAAAGUUCCUCAAUAUUAGCAAGAGAUGAGGAUCUUCGUGUUCUUUUUCCUCCGCCACCCCCACCACCAACCAUCUCCAGCUCAUAUCCUCUACCAGAUGAGACUGGGUACGUAGGUCCUGCAGACAUAGGGAGAGCAGUGCCUUCUGAUCUGGGAGAUGUGGAUAUGCGAUCCAUGUUGUCUUCUGAGGUCAGGAAGCGACAUACUGAUGUUCCUCAGGAGCCUCCUGUCAAACGCAGCAAGGAAGAGAUUCUUGAUGAGCUGUUUGGAAGUGAAGAUGUUGACCUGCGUCCCAUGCACCCAGCCCCAUUGGGUGUUCACAAUCGGAAUCCCCAUCGUUCUCCUUCUCCUGUUCUGCAGUAUCAUAGUCCUCCUCAUCUGGAUGAUGAUAGACCAAUCUGGGGUGCCUGUGCCAAGAUGAAUCAAGUUGGUGGUUGGGCCCAAUUCAAGGAAGAUAUUCCUGAUAGAUUUCGAUCUCCUCGUGCUCCUCCUCGAGGUCCAUGGAUCAGAGAUAACAUUUCCAUAUCCCCUACUAGGAUAUCCCAACAACUUCCAGCUCCACAGGGCCAGUUUCGAGGACAUGGUUUCCGAGGUUCUUUUCGAAGUACUCGUAGCCGUGUUGGCUGGGGUCAUAGAUCCUCUUUCAGGCUAAGGCUCCCUGUUGAUCGUCUUGGGAGACCCCUCCGCUAUCAUCAGCUUCCAGAUGAUCCCUUGGAGAGGAAGAGAAUGCUAUCCCAGGGAAGAGAUGGAUAUAGCUAUGAUUAUCAUCUUUGGAAGCAUGGUCGACGACUGAGUACUUGUGAUCCAGAGGAGAUGCUUAAAGAAGCUAGUCAGCAGUUGAAGGAGGGCCUUAUCUCCCAAUCUGAUUUCACAAACCUCCUUCAAAAGGUGAUACAAAUGAAGAGACAAGAAGAGGAUAGAGGUGGGGAGCAAAGGACCUGGGAUGAUCAGCGAUGGUCUCCUGGAAGACGUUCUCCCAUGCAUUUCAGGAAUUAUCCUCCAACAGUUGGCCAGGAAGGCCUACCAGGUGAAAAAGUUGGAUGGAUGUUCCAAGAUGCAGAUGUGAUGCCUCAAGGUUCACCUCAGUGCCCUGACAGCAGUUUUGUUGAAGAGACAAAGACCCUCAUGAUUGAUGGAAUCCCUCGAGAAAUUCGCUUUUAUGGAGAAAAUCCAAUAAUCUUCAAGGAUUGGGAUGACCCUCGGAAUCUCUACUUUAAAGAUGGUUCUCGAUGUGUCUACAUUGAUGGCAAGCCAGCCAUUGAGUGCUCAUUUGGUGCUCCAGAUGUCGAGAUCCUUGUGAACAAUUUGCCUCACCGAAUUCGGUUAGGCAGUCCAAUGAGAGAAGUGUACGUGGAUGGUAUUGGUUAUGAAUGUUUCUUCGGAGGAGAGCAGAUUCCAAUCACAUUAGAUGGACAUCUGCAUACAUUACGCCUUCAGGGUCCACCCCCCACUGUUGUUAUUGGGGAGGAAAAGCGAUUGGAUCUUGUUCUGGGCAAGAUAAAAGUCUCUGUUGAUAGUAAGAUGUCCUUCUCUUUAUUCCUGGAUGGAUCCCCUCAAGUUAUUGACGUGUACAACCACCCAACUACAUUUCAGUUUGUCAACAAAUUCCGAGCCAUUUUGAUAGAUGGGCCUGCAUAUCAUGUUGACUUUGGAGGCCUUCCCUUGGUUGUAACAUUAGGAGGGCGGACAGUGUCGCUUUCAUUUUCCUCAGUCCCUCCAGGAGUCAUACCAGGAUACAUGGAGGUGGCAAACAUGACAUCUGGGAUAGUUGUGCCCAAGAGGUCACCUCUUCCAUCUCCAAAUGAAACACCAGAAAUAAUCCCAGGGUUGGAGACUGCACCAGUCCUUCCCAUUUUGGUGCCACAAAUUCCUCCAGAGGAUGAGUAUCGAAGAAGAAGCUGGAGGGAUCGAGACAGAGACAGGGACAGGGACAGGGAUAGGGAUAGGGAUCGACCUCCACACAGAAGAGGGAAGCAGAAUUCAUUUGAGUUCCUCAAGAAUCUGUUACCAUCAAAAGGAGAAAAGUCAUCAACAGAUGGGAAGGAUGUGGGGUCAUUAUUCUCUAAGUUGGUGGCUGCUGGGCUAGUUCCUCAAGUUCCCAGUGAUGCUCCUUGUCCACAGGAUGACUCUGAAGUUGAAUGGACAAGUGAAAGUCUCAAGAGGCAAGUUAUGCUACUUCUUCAUUGCUCUGCUUGUGGAGUACGGUUUCCUGCAGAAUCAGCUGAACUGUAUGGUCCCCACCUUGACUGGCAUUUCCGACAGAAUCGAGCCGAAAAGGAUGCUCAAAAGCAUGCACAGAAUAGACGCUGGUAUUAUGAUCUCUCUGACUGGAUACAGUUUGAAGAGUUGGAAGAUGAUGAAACAGAAAUAUGGACAGAGACAACUCAAGUGCAGCGGGAAGAUGGCCCUGAGACUGAUGACAAAGAACCCAAGGAAAUACCAAGUGUUCCUGCUGGGGAAUCUGAUGAGGACAAUAUUUGUGCCAUGUGUUUUGAGCCUUUUGAGCAGUUCUUUGAUCGGGAAAAGGAUGAGUGGAGGCUCAAAGCUGCUAUAAGAGUGGAAGACAAGGCAUAUCAUCCAAUGUGCCAUGAGGAUUUUCAAGCAAGCGUGAAUGAGAGUAUGGAGGGUAUUGAAGAAAAUGCACCUAUGGACACAUCUGAAGAAGGCCCUGAGAACAAGAAAACUGGGUCAGUUGAUAUAGAAUUGGAAACCAGUGUUAAGGAAGAAGAGACUAAGUUGACUGAAGAUGAACAUGCCCUGGAAGAAUUGAAAGGGGAAGAGUUGGCAACCUCAAAGCAAGAAGAGCACCAGGUACCAGAAGAGAAAAUGGAAAUGGAUGAAGUGGAAGGAGAAGUAUUAGAUCAGGUUGCUGUUGCCAAGGAAGAAUCAUUCAGUUUCCCUGCACAGGAGAUGGAAGCAGUACCAGAAUGUGUUGCAUUCAGUUUACCAUCUGAGGAAGAAGUUAAGAAGCAAGUUGAAAGCACUACAGACAUGAAUGGUAUUAACAACCAAGUAGAACCAGAACUGGAAUAUGGAAAAGGAACCAAGGAUGGGUGCACUGAACCUGUAACUGCUGAAGGAACUAUUGAUGAGGAAGAGGAAGGGGGCAAGGAAAAACCUGCUGGUGACACUCCAUUCUCCCAACCAGAGGAGUCUAACUUUUUGCAGGGAGGCUGUAUUGAAGUCACACAACUACAGUUGGACCAAAUAAAGCCUCAGUGUGAUGAAGAAAGGCCAAGAUCUGAAGAAGAAAAGGAAUCUAAGCCCCUUGACACCCCUGCUGGAUCUCUGGGUGGAGACAGACCCAUUUUACCUGGAGAAGUUCACAGCAGGACUGCAGAAGUACAAGACGAGAAAGAGGAAGUUCACAUCAGAGCGGAAGUGAACAUCGAUAUGCUGCAGAAUGAUGCAGUAGUGAAGAUGGAACCAGAAGACAUUGAGGAAGAAAUUUAUCAAACUUCGACAUUGCCUAAUUCAUCCUUUCUUUCUGCAAAAGAGGAAGUCAGUAAUGAUGGUUUCCCAAUGGCAAAGUCUGUUGUGGAAAGUAAUAUCGAAGGGAAUGUUGAGCUAAGUGAAACAACUCCUCAGGCUCAGUCUGUAAUUCCCAAGAUCAAAAUAAAUCUGAGCGUUGGUCAGGCAAGGAGAGAUGAGGGAAAUGAAGAAGAAAGUAAUGAAGAGCAACAGCUGCAAGAGCUGAAACCUCGCUUGGUUGGGCGCAAGCUCACCAACAUGCCCCCCAAGAUGAAAGGACGAACGCUGACGUCCGACGAUGCCUUCGGCGCUUCAUGGCUUUGCCCCUUCUCAGGCAUCCAGGCGAAAGAGAGACCUCGGGACGUGCAGCUGAAGAACCUCAAAAGUGCCUUGGUCCAAGAAGCAAUAUCUCUCGGAGAAUUCAUGGACUGUGUCGCUGAUAUCCCGGAAGAAAUAGAACAGCGGUUUCGGAGUGAACAGAUCGAUAAGAUGCUGGAGAAAGAGAAGCAUCGAUUCCGGAGACAAGUGAAACUGUUGCUUCUCGGUGCCGGAGAGAGUGGGAAGUCCACGUUUCUCAAACAGAUGAGAAUCAUACACGGCCUAAGUUUCGACGCGGAGGCGAUCGAGGAAUAUCGGUUCAUCAUCUAUCAGAAUAUCGUGCGCGGGAUGAAGGUGCUUGUGGAUGCUCGACAGAAACUCGGGAUUCCUUGGGAGAAUCCAGAGAAUGAGAACCCAGCAAUGCAUGUGAUGAAAUUUCGAAGUGGGAUGGUCCUUGACUCGAUGAUAUUUAGGGAAUACGUUCAAAGUGUCGCUUCACUCUGGGAGGAUCUGGGUAUCAAGACCGCCUUUGAGAGAAGAAACGAAUAUCAACUGGCUGACUCAGUUAGGUACUUCUUUGAGAAUCUCUCCCGCAUUGCUCAAAAGGAUUACAUCCCAUCUCACCAAGACAUCUUGCGUGCACGCAAAGCAACAAAGGGAAUCACGGAAUGCGUGGUACAUGUGAAUAGGAUCCCCUUCCACUUUGUUGAUGUAGGAGGACAGAGAUCUCAACGACACAAAUGGUUCCAGUGCUUUGAGAAUGUCACCUCCAUACUCUUUCUUGCAUCUUCAUCUGAGUUUGAUCAAGUUCUUGCUGAGGACAGGGUUACGAAUCGUCUGAGAGAAUCGGCCUCCAUCUUCGACACGAUCGUAAACCACCGCUACUUCAGGAACACAUCUGUGAUUCUGUUCUUGAACAAAACAGACUUACUGGAAGAGAAGCUGUCCAAGCGUAUCUCAGACAUCCGAGAUCACUUCCCGGAGUUCCCCGGGGACCCUGGAAGCCUCCAGGACGUCCAGCAGUUCCAGUUGGGGAUAUUCAUCCGCCUCCUGCGAGAUCCAUGCAAGUCCAUGUUCCAUCACUUCACCACAGCUGUGGACACCAAGAACAUCAAGGUCGUGUUCAGCGCCGUCAAAGACACCAUUUUGCGAGUCAACCUGCAGAAGCUCAUGCUCCAGUGAAACCUUACCUUUGAAAAGUGCUCAGCAGUGCCUGUUAAUUCCCUCCCAAUGUGAUAUGUUGAAUGCCUUUUCUCUUGUACCCUGAUAGCCGCCCAUACUCUGUGCCAAUUUUUCUUAGUAUUAUUGUAUGCUUUUUCGUAUUGUAGGCCUAUGCAGGGACCAGGACAUUUGAUUCAGGGUAUUGCACAUCAGGAGUACUUGGUCUUCCAAUCCUGAAUAUCCAUGACCUGCUCAAGAUCUGAAUGAUCUUGAGUGCUUUUUCCCUCAUGCUAUUGUUCUCUCAAAAGACUGAAAAGAUUCCUGUUGUUUCCAUUCCAUCUUCCAAUGCCAUUCCAUAUUGGAUGGAUCUUCGUUAGUCUUUUUCCUCAAAUAUUCCAAGUCUUUAUUUCCCAGAAUGGCUUCCUUUGUGCAUCUGUAAGUGACAGUGCAAAUCCUUAAUUCCCAUGAGCUUAGAGACCUUGUCUAUUUUUUAUUUGCAAUAAUUUUUUUUUUCCAUCGCUGUUCUCUGCCACCCUAUGAUGAGGGAUUUGUUUGUUAUGCAAAAUUCUCACUUUGUUCAAGAAUACAUAUCAGUUGCCUCGUUA